AAUGCCUUCUUCCGUUUCCCUGAUGGUGAAGAGAUCAGGAGCAGAUUCAGAGAGGACAUUAAGCUCUUGGAUCUUGACACAGACACACGUAUUUACACACACUUACAUCGCAGAGCCACAGGUGACACCAAGAAGGACUUUAUUGAAUCUUUACUAGAGUUGGAACUUCAGAGGUGUCAAACCAAAGAAUGGCAUCCCAGGGUAUGGCAAACAAAGGUCCAUCUUAUGGGUUGAGCCGCCAAGUGCAGGACAAAAUCGAGCAGAAGUAUGACGGUGAACUUGAGGGGCGUUUGGUGGAGUGGAUUGUGGCUCAGUGUGGAUCUGGAGUGGGAAAACCAGAACCAGGAAAACUGGGUUUCCAGACUUGGCUCAAAGAUGGAUGUGUUUUGUGUGAACUCAUCAAUAGUCUCUGUAAAGACAAGCCUGUGAAGAAGAUCCAGAACUCAAGUAUGGCUUUCAAACAGAUGGAGCAGGUGUCUCAGUUCCUUAAUGCUGCUGAGAAGUAUGGCGUCAUUAAAACUGACAUGUUUCAGACCGUUGAUCUGUGGGAAGGAAAGGAUUUGGCCGCUGUGCAGAGGACACUCAUGGCCCUGGGCAGCAUUGCUGUUACAAAAGAUGACGGCAUGUUUCAAGGUGAUCCCAGCUGGUUCUUCAAGAAAGCUCAUGAGAACCGUAGAGACUUUUCUGAAGACCAGAUAAAAGAAGGGAAAAACGUCAUAGGUUUGCAGAUGGGAUCAAAUAAAGGAGCAUCCCAGGCUGGCAUGACAGGCUAUGGUAGACCUCGACAGAUCAUGAACCCAUGAAUCAACAACUUGAUUUGUUUGACAAUGAUUAUGCCGUGUAAUAAAGGAUUAACAAGAACAGUUUGAUAAUAAAACAGCUUUCAUGUCUAA
Molecule: messenger RNA, 893 nt
Organism: Misgurnus anguillicaudatus (oriental weatherfish)
Lineage: Eukaryota; Metazoa; Chordata; Actinopteri; Cypriniformes; Cobitidae
Source: RefSeq, a predicted model, not a curated record